ACUGUCAUCUCUAACACAAACGAAGUGUUCUUUUUGGCUGCGCGUGUUUGUAUUUUUGGCCCCAGCUUGCGGAACAGCUAAAGUCCAGCUUACGCCCAAGUUCCGAGAAAAUGGCCAACACCGUAGAGCGGGUGGUGGACCUGGGCGUGACCUGCCUGGUCUGUUUGAUGGAGGCGCCCGGGUCGAGCUCGAUUUAUGGCCACGACCCGGAAUCGCCGAACAUGCUUAUUCUGGACAAGAUCCGCUCAUGCACCGGUCUGCAGCUGGUUGGCAGUCCGGCACAGGUGGAGCGCUGGCCCAAUAAGAUCUGCAAGCAGUGCUACCUAGAGUUAUCUAUCAGCUAUCGUUUCCACGAAAAGUGCGCCGCCGUCCAGAAGUUAUUCCACUCGGCCAGAGACGGCGUCUUCUCGCCCUCGCUUUCCGCCUCCAUUUCGCUAAUGCUCGACGAGCAGCAGGAUCAGCUCAAGCUGCACCUCGAGCAGGCUAAUGUUCGCCUUCCGGCCACACUGAAGAUCAAGCGGCUGAACAUGGGGCCCUGCUCCUCGAGCUCUGUUAGCAGUACAAUAACCACCGCCACUGAGCCCUCCUAUUACCAGGAUGUCGAGGAGGUGGAGGAAGCAGACGCCCUCACCCUGCUGCCGGACGGAGCCAUGGUUCUGACCCUGGACGAUAUAGAAGAUCAAGAUCCCAUCAAAGAGCAGCCCGAAGAUGAGGAGUCCGUCAAGCAUGAGGAAGAGCAGCAGGAGAUAGAGCAGACGGCGGAGGAGGAGGGGGAAGUAGAACAGCACAAGAUGCUGGGUCUGGAUCCCUGGGAUGUCGACCACACACCGGAGCAUCUGUACGAGAUUGAGACGCCGCUGAUUGAGGAGUGCGUGGUGGACAGUCCUCCGUUGCCACCGCCUCCGCCCACCAAUCAGCCAAGGAAGCGCACCUACCGUCGCGUCUCACCGACUGUGAAGAGGGAAAGGGUCCCGGCAGCUGAUUUGGACGAGGAUUACAAGCCCGCUCCUACGACCAAGCGCCGUUACUCGGAGCGUUCACCGAAAAUCUGCGAUGUGUGCGGGAAUACGUACAAGUACCAGCACGCCCUGAAUGCCCACAUGCGGCGGCACAACAACGAGCGGCCUUAUUCCUGCGAAGUGUGUCAAAAGGCGUUCGUCUCGAACGUCGAGCUGCGCCGCCACAUGCGUGUCCACACCGGGCAGAAGCCGUACGGUUGCGGCUACUGCGCGCGUCGCUUUUCGGAUUUUGGCAGCAGCAAGAAGCACGAGAGGAUCCACACCGGCGAGCGGCCGUAUGUGUGCGAGGUGUGCCAGAAGGGGUUCGCCUACGCCCACGUCCUGUCCGUCCAUCGGCGGACGCACUCCGGCAAGAAGCAGUUCCAGUGCACGCAGUGCGAGAAGGGAUUCACCAAGAAGAGCUAUCUGUCGGCGCACAUGGACCUGCACGGCGGCGACGCAUCCGGAUCUUCGGCCUCCGCUGAGGGAUCUUCUCGUAGUCUGCGUUUGCCCACUAAAAAAGAGAAUGCUUCGAGGGAGCCUGUCCGCAAACCAGUUCCCGAGGCGUUCUCGCUGGAUUCCGUGGUGCUUGGUGAGCAGGCCAAAGUUCUGGAGGAAUGCAUCGUUGCGAAUGAUUUCAUGUUCAACGAGGAGGACCACAUCGAGGAGGGGCACGAAACCGAGGAGGACGAGGAGCUGGAGCACGACGAACCGUAUCCCGAGCCAGACUUCGACGACGUCGAUGGCUAUCAGACUGUACGCUGCAAGGAGUUCGUUGGCAAUCUGCUCGACCCCGAGGAGUUUGGCAACAUGAUAGACUAGUAUUACCCUUUGGACAACUCUUCACUUUACUAAGGGGCUGUCCUCACAUGGCGACAUCAAAGUGAUUGCUUGUGCAGAAGAACACAAAAUAAUAAAUGUUUGGUCACAGGAGUAAUAAUACCCCGUAAUUAUUAAGAAAUAUAUGGAGGGAUCCAGAAGUUUCGAAACUUAAUUCUAAGCCCCGAGAAAUCGUUGUAAAUAAAAUGAGGGAGAUAUUCAAUUAUACAA
Molecule: messenger RNA, 2048 nt
Organism: Drosophila ficusphila
Lineage: Eukaryota; Metazoa; Arthropoda; Insecta; Diptera; Drosophilidae
Product: zinc finger protein 853
Exons: 1
Coding region: 111-1820 (569 amino acids)
Cellular component (GO): nucleus
Molecular function (GO): zinc ion binding
Source: RefSeq, a predicted model, not a curated record